GGCGACGGGGCAGAGCGGCCCGGCCGGGAGAGGCGGCGGGCGGGCCGGGGGGCUCGGCGGGGACCGCCCGGUGGCACCGCCCGCAGCGCCGCGGCUCUAUGUGAGAAUGACCAUGUUCUUGUGUCUCUUAUACUUCAUAUCUGGAUCUCAAAGUAACUGAAGUUUGAGGGAGACCAGUGAAUAUCCUGCUAUGUUAUGAGAAGCAUUCACCAACAUAAAGUGGUCUGGAAGAAGAUUUCUCUGAAGAAAAUCAAAGAGCAUAGAAUCCUUUAAUAAAGCAGAAGACAUUGAGAAUUUCAUAAGCUUUCAGCUCUCUGAGUCUUAAAAGAAAUGAACCGUUACACAAUUAUGAAACAACUAGGUGAUGGCACCUAUGGCAGUGUGUUGAUGGGGAAGAGCAACGAGUCAGGAGAACUUGUGGCUAUCAAAAGAAUGAAAAGAAAGUUCUAUUCAUGGGAUGAAUGUAUGAAUUUGAGAGAAGUCAAGUCUCUGAAGAAGCUAAACCAUGCCAAUGUAAUAAAAUUGAAAGAAGUCAUAAGAGAAAACGACCACCUUUACUUUGUAUUUGAAUAUAUGAAGGAAAAUCUCUAUCAGUUAAUGAAGGAUAGAAACAAGUUGUUCCCCGAGUCAGUCAUCAGAAAUAUGAUGUAUCAGAUAUUGCAAGGACUGGCUUUCGUCCACAAACACGGAUUUUUUCAUAGAGAUAUGAAGCCUGAAAACCUUCUCUGUAUUGGACCAGAACUUGUGAAAAUAGCAGAUUUUGGUUUGGCUAGAGAACUAAGAUCUCAGCCACCUUAUACAGAUUAUGUUUCUACCAGGUGGUACCGUGCUCCUGAAGUUUUGCUGAGAUCAUCUAUCUAUAGCUCACCUAUUGAUAUGUGGGCAGUUGGCAGCAUAAUGGCUGAGUUAUACACACUAAGACCUCUUUUCCCAGGCACAAGUGAAGUAGAUGAAAUCUUCAAAAUUUGCCAAGUACUGGGGACUCCAAAGAAGAGUGACUGGCCGGAAGGAUACCACCUUGCUUCUGCCAUGAAUUUCCGUUUCCCACAAUGCGUCCCUAUAAGCCUAAAAACUCUUAUCCCAAAUGCAAGCAAUGAAGCGAUACAGCUUAUGAGCGACAUGCUAAACUGGAAUCCAAAGAAGAGACCUACAGCAAGUCAGGCUUUGAAGUAUCCUUACUUUCAAGUUGGCCAAAUUUUAGGACCUCCUCCACAGUAUCUGGAGAAGCAGACUCCUAUUAAACCAGUUCAGCCUACAGAGACAAAGCCAGCUCUUCCUAAACUGGAAGCUAUAUCCAAGCCAGAACCUCGGUCUUCACCUGAUUUGCCUGACGAAAAACAGCCAGAGCCCCUGCCAAAGGUUAACCACCAGCCUCUCCAGCAAAUUCAGUUGCCUCAGAAUACAGCUAACCAGCAAGUACCAAAGCAGCAGCAGCCACAGGCACAACCCUUUUUUCCAGUUAUCAAUAAAAAUUCAUCACCUAAACAAGCAGCUAGUGGCCCUCUCAAUGUUGCACUAGGUCCUAAAAGCUGCAGAAGACGAUGGGGUCAGACUUUGGUAAAGGCUGUGGAUAGCUGGGAUGACUUGGAUGACCCUGAAUUUGGAAUGUCAUGUUCAAAGAAGCCUAGCAUUGCACCAUUAAAAGAAAAGAAAACCAAGGAAUUUAUUUUUAGUGUGCCAGAACCAAAGGCUUCAUGCUGUAUCCAGCCAGGAGGGGAAAAUAAGGUUCUGAUGAGAAAUGAUUCUGGAAGAUCAAAUACAUCAGCAAAACAGUACUAUCUAAAACAAUCAAGAUAUCUACCUGGUGUAAACCCGAAGAGUGUCUCUUUAGCAGCAGUCAACAGAGAAGGAUCACAAGGAACCUGGAACAACCAGUUAUUUUCUAAAUCACUAGCACAUGCUGGAGGAGGAUUGACUUUCAGCAGAAAUACUACAGAUGAGAACUUAAUUAUACCCAUUGAAAAGCUAUCAUGCAAAGAAAGGUUUAAUGAAAAAUUAGAAGAUCCAAAAGGAAAUCCUGGCUUUGUAAGUAGUGCUGCUUACAACCCAUCAGGAAUAUACACCCCCUCCUUCUAUAAAAAAGAAGUUGGAUCAGCUGGACAACGGAUACAGCUAGCACCUCUUGGUGCAUCUGUAUCAGAGUUUUCUUGGAAAACCAAAGCUGCUCGUGCUCCAUUACCAGGUCCUACCUUCAAUUCACCAGCAAAAAACAUGAGUAUCUUAACUUACCCGCCAACAAUUCAGCGAGUACAUGGAAGAACAGACUGGGUGGCCAAAUACGGAGGAAACAGAUAGAAAAUGUCAUCCUGCACAGAUACUACAUGCGCUGUGUUCGGUUCUCCUGCACUUGGAAACCUGAAAUGCCUAUUUGCUCUAACUUUUCUUAAGACUAUGCAAUAGUAAAGAAGAAAAAAAGACCUUGUGUUCUAUUACCUGUCAUAGUACACGUAUAAUAUCAUGUAAAAUACUGGCUAUAAAGUAGGAUGUAAUGAAGUAUUGUAUAACACAUAUUGCCAAAACUACUAGAAGUAGAUUUCAUUUGACAUUUUUCUACAGAUGAUCUCCUAUUCCUGUCCUCUUAAAAACAACUGUUAUGGUUGUUCAUCCAGUGCAACAUCCACUGUUGGGAUAUGCUUGAAGCACACAAGCAGCUAGAGGUAGGGCUGAAGCAGAGCAGCACCAGGCUUCCAGGUGUUAGGCUGGUUCCUUAGCAGGAAGAUGAGAGUGAAAGCACAGCUCCAGCUUUGUGAAGAAUACCAAACUCUCCUACAAGGAUUUCAGAACUCACUUGUAACUAAGAGUUACUCAGGGUCUGUAAGGUGCAAAUAUUCAUGUAGCAAUGAGAUCUUAAAUCCUUGUAAAUCCACUUAUAGAUACUACACAAAAAAAGUCUAAAAACUUGGCUGAUAUAUGGCUGUAAAAAGAUGUAGCAAUAUUGGAAAAUAGCUAAACAAGUACUGAAUGCUAGACUCAAGCAGUGAAGUGAAGCCUAACAAUUAGAUUCUGCUGUUAUAAUUAACUUAAUGCCAUUUUUUAAUCAAAGGCCUGUAGAGAUUUUCCUCUGUCCUGUCAAGGGAGUGUCACAGUGACCUUUUAAGGAGCCUGAAUCACUGCAGUCUAUCAGUUAUUUUAAGGGUGAAUUUGCCAAAAAUGCAUAAGUUAUCAAAAAAACUCCUGUUUCUAUAUAUCGUUCAUUGGGUGAUCAGACUUAAACUACAGAAGUUGAAUAAGCUACAUGAGGGACGAUAUUGGGCUGUUCUUCAAAAAUAUUGUUUUCUAGUUUAGAUCUUAAAGGCCAACUUAGGUACCUAAAAACACACAUAAACUUCAAUAAUUCAGUGUGUCGCUGUUUAUAUGCUCAUUCAGUACUUUCCCCAGCUUUUAUGAUAAGUUUUAUAAUAAUAUCAUGCAAAGGACUUUGCAAUGUACAAUAAACUGCUUUUUUUAGGAUGUUGAACUAGGUUACUUCUGUUAACAACUGCAUUUAGAAUAGAUGCUUUAGACUUAAUAGUUACAUUAAGCUUGCCCUUUUAAAGUAUAAACAGAGUAUGUUCUUUAAAGAUGUAAAGCUGUUAAUGAUUACUUUAAGCAUUGUAAAAAAAGAAAUGUAUUUGUAGGCUUUUAUAAUGGAUAUUAAAAUUUAAAUUCCUGUUGUUGACCCAAUCUUUCAUAAUAUAUAUGUUACAUUAAUUUCCUGGAAAGCAAUUUAAUCUAAAGCAGUUUUACCAAAAAGUCAAAUAUUUUGUUAUAAAAACUGCACCUAAAGGAAAUGCCACUUUAAUACUGUAAGAGCUAUACAGGGAUAGGGAUAUAUGGUUAGUAAUGCACUAGAGAGUUUAAUUCAAUUGCCAUUGGUCUAGGAUUAAGUAUUUGUCAUUCCCUUAGUACUAACAGAUGUUCCUAUGCUACUUAAAUGUGUCUUAACCUAUUUGUAGAAUAUAUCUGUAACUUGCCAUGGCAAUGAAGGACAACCUCAGACUCUUUGUAACAGGCAUUAAAGCAAUGGUUUUAUAAUUAAAAAACAAGAUAAAUUAAUCACUUGUCUCUAGUACAAGAUGCCAAUGAAUUAGUUACAAUCACAGCCUGGUCAAGGAAUUAACUAGUAAUGCAUCCAAAGCUCACAUGUCCCUAAGUCACCUAGAGCAGAAACAUAAACAGGUACUAUUUCUAGCACUAAAUAGGGCUAGAAGAAACAUGCUGUUGUUACUAUAUGCUAAUGAACCUUGAAAGGGCUUUGACAUAACUAAAACAGCCUUUACUUGUUCAUGAUCAAAGCAUGACCAGUGUUAAGAAAUUCUUCUUGCAAACAGCAAGAAAAGACUAAUGAGUUUCAUACAAUCAUUUUAAUUAUAAUUCAUUGAUACACAUUGGAUGGUUAGUGCAAAAAUGCCAUCUAAUGCUUUAAAAAUUUAGUAUGCUGAAAAAGUUUCAAGGGGGUAAAGAGUAUGUAAGACUAAAGCUUUUCUCUUGUCCCUUUGUCUAUAUUACUGCUGUUUCUCCUAAACAUGAAAAGUGGUAAUGAAU
Molecule: messenger RNA, 4524 nt
Organism: Myiozetetes cayanensis
Lineage: Eukaryota; Metazoa; Chordata; Aves; Passeriformes; Tyrannidae
Gene: MAK
Product: male germ cell associated kinase
Exons: 15
Coding region: 331-2295 (654 amino acids)
Biological process (GO): protein phosphorylation; intraciliary transport; intracellular signal transduction
Cellular component (GO): cytoplasm; nucleus; cilium
Molecular function (GO): protein serine/threonine kinase activity; ATP binding
Source: RefSeq, a predicted model, not a curated record